Molecule: messenger RNA, 1101 nt
Organism: Carica papaya (papaya)
Lineage: Eukaryota; Viridiplantae; Streptophyta; Magnoliopsida; Brassicales; Caricaceae
Product: small ribosomal subunit protein eS4
Biological process (GO): translation
Cellular component (GO): ribosome; cytosolic small ribosomal subunit
Molecular function (GO): structural constituent of ribosome; RNA binding
Source: RefSeq, a predicted model, not a curated record
GUUUUGUUUUCGUCCUCGUAGUCGCGCAUCUCAGAGACCGUAGCAGCUGGGAGUUUCAGCCUCCUGCAUCGGGGACGUUCGGCGAGAAGACUCUUUGAGGUCGAGCCAGCACCAGCAAAAUGGCGAGGGGGUUGAAGAAACAUUUGAAGAGGCUCAAUGCCCCAAAGCAUUGGAUGCUUGACAAGCUAGGUGGUGCAUUUGCACCCAAGCCAUCAUCUGGUCCGCACAAAUCCAGAGAAUGCUUACCCUUGAUUCUGAUCCUGAGGAACAGGCUCAAAUAUGCACUGACUUACCGUGAAGUCAUUGCUAUCCUGAUGCAACGACAUGUGCUUGUUGAUGGAAAAGUUAGGACUGAUAAGACAUACCCUGCCGGUUUCAUGGAUGUUGUGUCAAUCCCCAAGACAAAUGAGAACUUCCGUCUCUUAUAUGAUACCAAGGGCCGCUUCUGCCUCCACACUGUCAGGGACGAGGAAGCCAAGUUUAAGCUUUGCAAGGUUCGAUCUGUCCAAUUUGGCCAGAAGGGUAUCCCAUACCUGAACACAUAUGAUGGCCGCACCAUUCGCUACCCAGACCCUCUUAUCAAGGCCAAUGAUACCAUUAAACUUGACCUGGAGACUAACAAGAUUGUUGACUUCAUUAAGUUUGAUGUUGGGAAUGUUGUGAUGGUGACUGGGGGAAGGAACAGAGGGCGUGUCGGAGUCAUCAAGAACAGAGAGAAACAUAAGGGUAGCUUUGAGACCAUCCAUGUUCAAGAUGCAGUUGGUCAUGAGUUUGCAACCCGUAUGGGCAAUGUGUUCACUAUUGGUAAAGGCUCAAAACCAUGGGUGUCCCUUCCCAAGGGCAAGGGCAUCAAGUUAUCAAUCAUUGAGGAGUCUAGGAAGAGGCUUGCUGCUCAACAGGCUGCAUGAUCUAGUGAUAAAUUUUGAGUUAUUUUUCUUUCAAUGUUCUGAGUUGUAACUGUUGGAUGGAUGCAGUAGGAUUCUUCGGAUUCAAGGUGGAAUUAGUUUAUCACAUAAUAUGACUUUUUACAUCACUUUUUGUAUUACUAGCACAAUUUGGACUAGCUUUCAUCAUUGCAAUUUUCUAGUUCAAUCUUUUGAA